AUGGAUCCCCAAGAGGUGCUAGUAUUUGUUGUUGGGGCGGCGACAGCCUGCAUAGCGUUCAAGAUCUUCAAGCUCGUCCUCAGCGAGUGGACCUCGCCUCUUCGCAACAUUCGUGGCCCACCAAACCAGAGUUUCUUCUAUGGGAACCAAAGGCAGCUCUUUGAAGCUGAAAAUACUGUUACGGAGGAGAAGUGGGUCGAAGAGUAUGGAUCAACAUUCAAGUGUAAAGGAUUCUUUGGGUUCAAUUCUCUAUAUGUCGCCGACAUGGAAGCAGUGAAUCAUAUCCUAACUGAGACCCAUGUGUAUCAGAAGCCAGACUGGUUGCAGUACACCUUGACUCGCAUUCUGGGUGCUGGUCUGGUAGUUGUUGAGGGUGAUAAGCAUCGGAAGCAGCGAAGGAUAAUGAACCCUGCCUUCGGGCCACCACAAAUAAGAGAUUUGACUGGAGUAUUCCUUGAGAAAGCCACUGAGCUUCGAGACGUCUGGCUCGAGGAGAGCAGCAAGGAAGCAAACAGACGAAUCGACGUUCUUGCCUGGUUGAGGAAGAUGACGCUGGAUGUUAUUGGCCUUGCGGGAUUUGGCUACAAAUUUGAUGCUCUCAAGAGUGAUUCGAAUGAACUGCACAGAGCGUUUUCCGCUAUCUUCCGGACUUCUAACAGGGUGAACCCUCACCAGCUGCUAAGAGCUUUCUUCCCUUUCCUUCGGCCUAUCCUUGAACGCGUCCCUGACAGGCAAGCAGCUGCAGCGCAAAAAGCUAUCGAGACCGCGAACCGGAUCGGUAACGAGCUGCUGAGGUCCAGCGAAGCUGCUCUAACGAUGCAUGACUCUAAUGGCAAAGCGGAGAAGAGCUCAUGGAAAGGAAGAGAUCUGCUCACCUUGUUACUCCGAGCGAACCUCGCAACAGAUUUACCCUCCAGUCAGCGCAUGUCGGAUGAAGAAGUUAUGGAUCAAAUACCUACGUUCUUGGCUGCUGGACACGAAACGACCAGUCUAUCGACAACUUGGGCACUAUUCACCCUUGCUCGUUACCCUGAUGUCCAGGAAAAGCUACGAAGUGAGCUUUUGAGCAUGAAGACCGACUAUCCAUCUCUAGACGAGCUGAAUACCUUGUCGUACCUCGACAUGUUUGUUCGCGAGAGCCUGCGUCUUUUCGGACCUGUCGCCGCCGUACUACGCGUUGCCGUUCUGGAUAGUGUCUUGCCGCUAAGCAAGCCAAUUCGAGGCAAGGAUGGGAAGGUGCUGCAUGAGAUAAUAAUUCGCAAGGGAGACAGCAUUCACGUCCCCAUAUUGGUGAUAAAUUCUGACAAGGCAGUGUGGGGAGAAGAUGCUUCUACUUUUCGACCAGAAAGAUGGCAAAAAAUUCCCGGGGAAGCUUCGACUAUCCCAGGUGUUUGGGGCCAUCUGCUCACUUUUAUUGGAGGGCCUCGGGCCUGCAUUGGAUUCCGCUUUGCCAUUGCUGAGAUGAAGGCCCUCCUGUUCGCGCUUGUCAGAGCUUUCGAGUUCGAGUUGGCGGUGCCCGUUGCCGAUAUCAAGUCAGCAGGGCAGCGGCCUUCCCUUCGUUCGGAACCCAGUGUAGGAGUGCAGAUGCCCCUUAAACUGAAGGCAUUCCAGCGCAAUUGA
This is a messenger RNA of Cyclocybe aegerita, 1620 nucleotides long. NCBI's taxonomy places the organism in Eukaryota, Fungi, Basidiomycota, Agaricomycetes, Agaricales, Hemipholiotaceae. The record is from the annotation of a GenBank genome assembly.